AUGUCCCGCAACCGCCCCCGACCCAGAGACAACGGGUUUGGCAACAAUGAGGAAUUGGAGCUCUGGACCAAGAUCUGCCAGGAUAUUCGGAAAUCUAAGGAGAAGUUCGAUCAGCAGAAUUCAUUAUCCGCGCAGAUUAAAGCUUUGGUAGACAAGAUCGCGCAUGAUGGCAACCAACCAACCAUGGCUGAACACGACCAACUCGACAGCUGGCUCCGCCUGAGCCAGAAGCUCAGCGAAGACGAGCGCUCGAUCAUGCAGGACGAGCCAUGCGAUGUAAUCAAAAACCUAGAACUGCUCACUGCAUUACGCAAAGCAUCUGAAGCCGAAGCACCUCCGAAUAGGUCCGCAUCCUUCAACAAGUCUCGCAAGAAAAGAAACGAAAUCGAAGGUUCGGUGACCGACUCCCCCAGUGCCUCGGGGGCUGACAAGACCGCUCGCUCAAAGGGGGACCGUCCCACGCAGCGGAAGCGUCUCAUCGAGGAAGGCCCGUCAGAGGGGACCAAGGGCACUGCCGCAGAACGGAGCGGCUUACUGGUGGUUGGGGCUGAGGUUGUCUUCAAACACAACAAGAAUAAACAAGGUGUCGAGGGCGAGGGGAUCCAAUGCAUAAUCAAGGCUGUCAGUGGCGACGGACCGAAGAAACGAUAUGAUGUGCAGGAUCCCGAGCCGAAUGAGAAUGGCGAGCAAGGGGCGGUUUACAGGACUACCGCUGCCUCUCUUAUUCCCAUUCCUCAGCUCAGCGCCCACUUGUCUACGUACCCGGUUGGCAAGCAGGUCCUCGCGCGAUACCCGGACACCACCACUUUCUAUCGCGCGGAAGUGAUGGGGGCCAGGAAGGACGUCUAUCGCCUCAAGUUUGAGGGCGAAGAGGACGAUAAAGAGAUGGAGGUUGACCGGCGAUUUGUGCUGGAUAUUCUGGGCAAGUAA
Molecule: messenger RNA, 930 nt
Organism: Penicillium mononematosum
Lineage: Eukaryota; Fungi; Ascomycota; Eurotiomycetes; Eurotiales; Aspergillaceae
Product: SAGA-associated factor 29 family protein
Exons: 4
Coding region: 1-930 (309 amino acids)
Cellular component (GO): SAGA complex
Source: RefSeq, a predicted model, not a curated record